This is a messenger RNA of Xiphophorus couchianus (Monterrey platyfish), 5665 nucleotides long. It is a transcript of the gene pik3r6, whose product is annotated as phosphoinositide-3-kinase regulatory subunit 6. Gene Ontology annotation, biological process: positive regulation of MAP kinase activity; G protein-coupled receptor signaling pathway. Gene Ontology annotation, molecular function: 1-phosphatidylinositol-3-kinase regulator activity. The record is from RefSeq and is a predicted model, not a curated record. The transcript has 21 exons. Gene Ontology annotation, cellular component: phosphatidylinositol 3-kinase complex, class IB. Lineage: Eukaryota; Metazoa; Chordata; Actinopteri; Cyprinodontiformes; Poeciliidae. Bases 156 to 2552 code for a protein of 798 amino acids.
CUAGUGCGCGGACUCUACCAUUCAUUCUCACUACGCCUCUGUUUGGCUUACAUGUUGCUUUCAGUCCAGGAUGUGUAUUGUGUGAACGAAUGGAUUGCGUACAGUCCAGAUGGAUCAGGCUGAUUGGACUAACAUGUACAUGAGUCCUGACCAACAUGGCCCAUUGGGAUAGUUUGAGUAGCAUGGACGCUUUACCUGGAGCAGGCGACUGCUCCCCUACAGUUCCUGAGUCAGAACUGUACCGAAGCCUCCAGGCUGUGCUGCCCCGUUGUACCGAUCAGCAGCAGGGCCCAGACUGGUGUAACAAAGGAAUGCUGAGAUGGACACUUCAUAAGAAGGUUCAAAACAACCCUGCUAACAGCUUAUCUCUGCUGUGGGUGCUGAUAAAGGAGCUGGAAAAGGCGGAAAGAUGGGACUCUCGCAAAUCCAUCAUUCCUCUGCUCCACACAUUGAUGCACGCCAUCAUUCAGACAGCCUACAUCCCAGAUGAGCUGUACAAACGUGUGUAUGACUUCUGUAAGCGGCUACUGACCUAUCCUCAGCCUUAUUGCACCGUGGGCCUCAGCUAUACAAGACAAAUAAAAACAGAACGCUUCAUUCCAGGCCUGAUGUACCAGAGGAUGAUCACAGCAGAGCAGAAGCUAAAAAAUGAGCACUAUCCUUUUCAAGAGAGGGUUUUUGUGUUAGCCGAUCCAGAGGUCUUCUCUGGUUCCUUGAUACCCACCAUAGCGGAGGACUUUGAAGUGUCUGCCUCGGGUUCGACUGGAUUCCAGAGUCCGCUAGAACACAUGCGCAGCGUGGUUCAGCACACCAUACAGGCGGCUUUAGGACCACAGCAAUGCCACGGUCCAAAACUGGCUCAGGCACUCAGGGACAUGGGCCAAGAAGUGGAGCCAUACUUUCAGGAAGUAUUGGCAACUCUGGAGCAGUGCGUGGAGGAUGGCUACAGAGGAGAAGGGGGAAUACUGAACAGCCGUCUUCAGCAGCUGUACAACGAAAUUGUCUCUGAUUCUGAUGCAGAGCCUGUGUGUGGAGGACCAAUGUGUGACUGCCCGAUUCCCAACCCUGAGAUGAGCUUCUACCUGUGGACUGAAGAUCUAGAUAUCUGGCGGGAGCUGGCCAAGUGGUUCCGAUCCAGCAGCGUGUCAGAACACUUCUCCUUCAGCCAGGAACAGGAGGACUUUGAGCUCGGCGAAUCACCAUUCACUCCAGGGGACAUGCCUCGCUUCUCUAUUAUGUCCAACGACAGUGGCAUUGAAAAGGACUUGCCCCCCAGUUCGGAUUUCUCUGGGUCAACUUCACUGGACAACCCUUGUAUUGUUUCAGAGUGGGAACAGUGCAAAAGUGAGCAAGAGUCGAGUAGGCUGUCACGGAGACGAGGCAUCAAACUGAAACCGACGGCUAAGGACGGUAUGGCGCUCAUGCAAGACACACUGGAGGACAACCCAAGUGCAUCAGGUGGAGGAGGUCCAGGGACGGGAGGAAGGAGAGCAGCCACUCUGCAGAGGCGAGCAGGGACGAGCAUGAUGGAGAACCACUUCCCCAAGCAGCAGCGACACUUUAUCGCAAAGAUUGUAGUUAUGGGAGAUGACAGAAUAGUGGGUCGCCUGGCUAAGGCUUAUUACGUCUACAGAAAGCGAGAAGCACGGCGGCUUUUUCUUACAAUGAAAGUCAGUCUCCAGUUCUACUACAUUCCUGUUUGCCCUGCUCAGCUGCCAGUCUCUCCGGUUACGGUAAACCUCAGUCAGUCCACGGGGGAUUCCUGCACUCUUGGUUCCUAUUUGAGCAAUGUGGAUCCAUGGUACAACAGCAACAUCAACAGUUUGGGAUGCAUGAUUCAUAAACUGGCUAAAUUGCAAGAAAUGAAUCCUGAGAGACCCACAGACCCAUUCAUCUCUGACGUCAUUGCUUACUACAUACGCAGCGGCCAGCAGCCUGUCUACUUCACCAUCUAUUUUGUAAAGAUUAUAUUCAACAGCAUGACAAAGGAUCCAGUGGAAGAUGUGUUCCUUACUAACCUGGAAAUAGAGUUCCCAGAAUUCAGACAUAUUGCAGCUUCAAUGAAAGAUAAACACAAGAAGAGCGCUGGCUCGGGGGAAGUUUGUGGAGCUGUUAUCUCUAUGAAUUACAAAAAGAUGACAUUAAGUGGGCGGGAUGUUGAUGUAGGAAUUUCAGCGCGAACAACAGGCGCUCAGAUUAAUGCCAUUCCCUCCUGCGAAGCAGAAGAUCUGAACUGUUUGACUCUAACACUGAAUGAAGCUCCAUCAAAGACAAAAGGCUCGAGUGGGGAAUCAAAGAUUCGAACAAGCAAUAUUAAGAUUCGUACCUUGGAGAGGCGAUCGUUUACUCUCACCCUGGACAAAGACAGUCGGAGGAUUUACAAACAUGUGCAGAGCAUCGAGAUCUCUCCCUGUCUGGAUCCUGGCUACUGCGUGCAGAAAUACAUGGGGUCUAAAUUCUGCACUGACGGAGCUAAAGAUGCUGGACUGAGCAAAUACAUGAGCAAAACUCUUCCUCUGCCAGUCAAUACAUUUGCUGGCAUUAUCAACUGAUGUGUCAAAGUUACCCAACUCAUCAUCAAGGAGUAACGCUAUUCUCACUUUGCUUAGUGAGUGGGAAUGAUGAUCGUCUUCCCAAUCUGAUCUUCAAAGAACAACAGCAAAAGAAAAAACGGUUACCUUUCAGACCUAAUGAGCUGCUCCUGGGCCCAAAGUGUUUCACAUCUGCCACUUUGUUCUUACUGACAUUGAUUGAGAAAGACAUUUUUUUUUUACAAUUCAGAAGUAACUUAAGCACCAAUAUGAUCAAAUUCUGCAAGUGACUGCCUCAUCAAGUCCACUGGUUUUACAGUGUUAAGAAGUUUUAUCAUGCUGCAAGAUGGGAUUGACCUAGAUCAGCAUUGUGCUCUUCAUGAAAAACCUGCUGUGCACACUUUAAUGAUCACAGAUAUUCAUUACAUUUAACUGUGCCUAAUACCAAUUAUCAAUAUUGUCCAGAGAGACCAGCAGAGAAAAUUAAGUAAGCAAAUAUACAUUGAUCAGCCACAAUAAAACCACUUGUAUUUAGAAGUGCAGGGUUUGGCCAUCAUGCAUUGUCCUUGUUCUAGAGAUGGGAACCUAGUUUGCAGAUUAGGGAGCAUUUUCAGCAGUCCUGCUUAGUCCACUUUUUAUUCAACCUCUAGUUUUUUGCGUAGAAAAUCUGGUUUGUUUAGCAAGGAAUGCAUCAAACUCUAAUGCAGACCAAAAAAGCUUUUGUUUUGGUUGGUUAAAAACAACCAAAACAGUUGUGUGAAUCUAGUGCUAGUGGGAGAAACGGCUAGUGGUCUUUUACCAAAAACAAAAGAGAGAGAUCCUACAACCCCUAAAAUCUGACGCCAUUCCAUUUUUGAUUUAAUUUUGUGAAGAAGGAAGUUGCACUCAUGCCUUCUUCAGAGGUUUUUCUGUUGUCUCCUUCAGUAGUUCUUGGUGCAGCGCCACCACAGGUGAGGGAGGGAACAAAGGAUUUGGUUCAUUUGACACAGUUCAUUAUAAAAGCAAACCACCGUCAAUAAUCUCUGACAAAACAUUAUCCUAUUAAAUUGUGUGUUUGAAUCGUUUACCAGGGAUGUUCAUGAACUGUUAGCUGCUAACAGCCUGUUCAUGGUUGUUGUAUCAUUGUAAUAAUGACCACAAUCAAAUUGAGAUUUCUAUGAAUUGACUUUGGAUCAUUUUAGAACAAGAAAAAAUUUACUUACCUCUGAAAUCUUCUUCUCUUCUGGAUAAAGUAGGCUCAUUAUGAAGACUUUUACAUUUAUUUAAAAAAAAUAAUAGCACUUCCUAGUUAAUUAAUCCAGACAUUCAACGUGAUCGUGAUGAGAAAAUGUUAAUUUCAGUCAUCGGACUUGAGACUUCACUUGAACUCGCAAUGAAGAAAUGAGACAUAACUUGGACUUGAGGGAAAACGAUCUAACAUCUGUGUUUGGCACUUUGACGUUUUUCUUGGUAUUCUUCUAAACAGUGUUAUAUGACGUGUCCUGCUGUUUACUAUGGCAUCAUGACGGUCCUUAAGAGUACCGACGUUAAUCAGUUUUCAUUGCCUGUCAGAGGUUUAGUUUUGUGGCUGAUCAGUGUUUGUAUUUCAGUGCAUGAAAAAAUGUAUCAGUUAGUAAUUUGGAAGUUGUAAUAAAUCUGCGGGGAACAUGGUUUAUGAAGGCAUCACAAAAUGCAGAAGAUUUGAAGAGCUGAUCUUAACGCUUACUUUACUCCUAUUUACACACUACCGUCAAACCUUCUUCCUGACCCCCACAGACACACACACAGAUACAAGAACGCACUCUCAGCUGACCAGCCACCUGCUGGAACAUCGCUCUUACUGCUCUUAUCUCUUCUGAUGCUCAGGAUCUUUAUUACGUCUACCAUUCAAACCAUCUAGACCUGUCUUAUCUGCUACAUAAUGUACACUCUAUUCAAGGUGAAAUGACUGACAUUAGCCUUUAUUUUGAUUGUAGACAUUUUCCACAACCACCUAACAUAACAUGGUGAGACUAGAAGCAUGAGCAUCGUCAGGAAUUACUCAGGAGAGAAGCAACUAUUAAUUAUAAUCAGAUUAAUAGUUAGGAAGGUGCUGUUAGACCUCUGAUUUACCCUCUUAUAAGGCAAUAUGCACUAACUACAGGGACAGUUUUUUAGGGUUGCAUACCUGAAAUAACACAGACGUGUUAUAACCUGUGCAUAAACACAAGUAAAAAAUCUUGCAGCAUUGAAGUGGACCUGCUAUACAUUAAAUGGUAUAUUUUAGUGUUUAAAUUUUAUGUUGCACUAAAUUAGCAUUUUUUUAAGCUGUGUAAAGUAUAUAUUUAAAGCAUAAAAUAAGACUUGUAAUUACUGUGAAAUAUCCUAUUGAUGCAUAAUCACCAUUUGAUAUCUCUCAGCUUAGCGAGGGAAAAUGAUGAUCUGACACAACUACUGGUUUUGUUUUUCAUGGCAAAUGUAAAAGUGAAGCGAAGGUUGUAUUUAAAGGUUAUUAAUGGUUAGUUACCUGCAGCAGCAAGCUGUUUGACCCUCUAGAUUUGAAAUUGAAGCUAACAGCUUGUUAAAGAUGUGCUAAGACCUAAGUGGACUUCUAGCGUCUUAAAACAACCCCAGUCUCAAAAAUGCCAUAGCAAUUUUAGUACACUGGGUAGUUAUUGUUACUGAUGCUGAUGACUAAAUAUAGAGGAAACAGCAAUAGGAAGUGCUACACCACCAUCAAUAAACUACUGAGAACAGGACAUAAAAACUGUUUCUGAUGAAGGCCUAGCUGAUGUGAAGCUAAGCAAUGUUUGAACCCAAACCUUUAUGGCAGAUUAAAAUUUGUUUUCAUUCAUUUUUAUACUUCUGUAACUUAAAAUUAGUUGUCAUUUUGGGUUUUAAAUGUUACAUUUUCUGUCAAAAAAGAUCAUGGUUUGUGCACUUCCUCUUACUUCGAAUCAUUGGGUUUUGUGUAGAUAAUGGCUCAGUAUAUGAGUAUGAUGUGAUGAACACAUUUAUUGAAAUGUCAAAUCUAUUGACUGCUGUAAUAUUUUUGAGAUUGGAAGGUUUUUUUAGAUGUUUCAAAUCUGCUUUGCUCUUGGUUUCUCACGGCUUACUAGAUUUAGAUACCAGGUAGCAUAUUAACGUCUUUUCCAUUUUUAACAGAAUUUCACUUU